UUGCAAUCAAACACCUUGAAGUACGCAGAAGUUGCUGCCGCUCCGUCAGAAAGAGAGGUGUUUUCCAGUGAUUUUCCGCAAUUUCCCAUAUCAAGAGGCACAAUGUCGGACAUUAAAUCCGAAAUAGACAGUGAUAUUGAACAGAAUUACUCAAUAAACAGCAAUGCAGACCCCAAAAAUAUGCACGAGCUGACAAUCUAUGUUCAGAAUCUCCUGCAGAAUGUCCAGGAUAAAUUCCAGUCCAUGUCGGAUCAGAUAAUCUCCCGCAUUGACGAUAUGGGCAAUCGUAUUGAUGAUCUGGAGAAGAGUAUAGCGGAUCUCAUGACCCAGGCUGGUGUUGAGGGUCCAGAGAAGUAAUUCCGCUGAGAGGCUGGCUGGCUGGGAGCCCUAUUCGGGGGCAAAGAUGCGAGUAUUCCACCGUUAAUCGGCUUCUCACCUCAUCACAUGCUCAAGCUUCAUGUUUUUUGUACGUACAAAACUCCCUCAACAUAAAAAAAAAGAAGGCUCUAAACAGGAAGUCCUGCACCAAGGUAAUCAAUUUAUAUCCACCCCCCCCCCUUAAUCCCUGUGUACCCAAAAUGAGAUAAUAAAAUGUCUCAAAGUAAA
Messenger RNA from Lutzomyia longipalpis, 606 nucleotides. Its product is annotated as heat shock factor-binding protein 1. Gene Ontology annotation, biological process: cellular heat acclimation. The record is from RefSeq and is a predicted model, not a curated record. Gene Ontology annotation, cellular component: cytosol; nucleus. Bases 103 to 357 code for a protein of 84 amino acids. NCBI's taxonomy places the organism in Eukaryota, Metazoa, Arthropoda, Insecta, Diptera, Psychodidae. Gene Ontology annotation, molecular function: transcription corepressor activity. The transcript is spliced from 2 exons.